GCCGGACCCCCGGGCCUUCAACUGCCCCGACAGCUUGUCAUCAUCAUCAAUCGUAUUUAUUGAGCGCUUACUGUGUGCAGAGCACUGUACUAAGCGCUUGGAAACCCCGGGCCUCCACCCCCAAUGCAACUGAUCCCGCUCCUGGUGUGUUUGUCCACUUUGUUGGACUGUACCUUUGCUCAGAACUGUGCAAAGUGUAACAUGAAUGCAAAAUGUGAAAUUCGAAAUGGAGUUGAAGGCUGCUACUGUUCCACAGGAUUUACGGGAAAUGGCAUAGCAAUCUGCAAAGAUGAUAACGAAUGUGAAAAUGCUACACAGCCUUGCGGUGAGAAUGCCAACUGCACUAAUACACUGGGAAGUUAUUACUGCAUGUGUGCACCUGGUUUCCGAUCCAGCAGUAACCAAGACAGGUUUGUAACUAAUGAUGGCACCGCCUGUGUAGAUAUAGAUGAGUGCAGCGAAGCGGUCACUGUUGCCUGUGGUGAUCAUGCGAAAUGUGAAAACGUUGUUGGAGGAUAUAACUGUUCCUGUAAGGAAGGUUAUCAACCAAACACAGGAAAAUUGUGGUUUAAGCCAAAUGAUGGCACUUACUGCCAAGAAAAUAUGAAGGAAAAGUGCCAUCUAGAUGAUGCUUGUAUUGCUGCAAAUGUUAAUAAAACAUUAUCUGAAAUUAGACAUAUAAAAGAACCAGUGACUUUACUGCAAGAAAUCUACAGGGGCUCUGCAGAAGAACUUUCACCCGUAGAUAUAAUAACAUACGUAGAAGUAUUAGCCCUUUCUUCUCCAUUGCUAAGUGUUAUGAAUAACACUAUCUCUGACAAGGAACUAGUCACUAAUACAACUAUUAACGUUUUCAUUAAUGUCACAAAUAGCCUUGUUCAAAAAGAUAAAAUUUCCAUUUGGAGCAAGCUCUCUACAGGCAACAGGAGAACAAUUCUCACUAAACUGAUGCACACCGUGGAACAAGCAACACUAAGCCUGUCCCAGAAUUUUAAAAAGGCAACCCAGAUAGAGGUUAAUUCAAGUGAUAUGGCUCUCAAAGUUUUUGCUUUCGAUUCACACCACAUGAAACACAUUCACCCUCAUGUAAGCAUGGAAGGAGAUUAUAUAAAAAUCUACUCAAGGAAAAAAGACGGAUAUGACUCAAAUGGUACCGUUGCAGUUGUAUUUUUACGUUAUGACAGUAUUGGCUCUUUGCUUUCAUCCUCUGAAAGCUCCUUAUUGGAAAUUCAGAAUUCUGACAGUUCAGAGCAACAGGAAACAGUAAUCUCUUCAGUCAUAGCUGUCACAAUGAGCUCAAGCCCACCUACAUUCUACCAACUUGAGAAAAUUACUUUUACAUUAAAUCAUUUAAGGACAGCAGAUAAAGACAGUAGUAAAUGUGCAUUUUGGAACUAUUCACCCGACACAAUGAAUGGCAAUUGGUCUACUGAAGGCUGUGAAGUGACCCAUUCUAACUCCACUCAUACCUCAUGCAAAUGUAACCAUCUGACACAUUUUGCUAUUUUGAUGUCCUCUGGUAGCUCUCUUGGAAUUACCAAUUACAAUAUUCUUACAAGAAUCACUCAACUAGGAAUAAUUAUUUCACUGAUCUGCCUUGCCAUAUGCAUCUUUACUUUCUGGUUCUUCAGUGAAAUUCAAAGCACAAGAACAACAAUUCACAAAAAUCUCUGCUGUAGCCUGUUUCUGGCCGAACUUGUUUUUCUUGUUGGGAUCAACACAAACAGUAAUAAGCUCUUCUGUUCAGUCAUUGCUGGAUUGCUACAUUAUUUCUUUUUAGCUGCCUUUGCGUGGAUGUGCAUUGAAGGCAUUCACCUCUAUCUCAUAGUUGUUGGAGUCAUCUACAACAAGGGAUUCUUGCACAAGAAUUUUUAUAUAUUUGGCUACCUGAGCCCAGCAGUGGUAGUUGGAAUUUCAGCAGCACUAGGCUAUAGAUAUUAUGGCACCACCAAAGUAUGCUGGCUUAGCACAGAAAAUAACUUCAUUUGGAGUUUUAUAGGACCAGCAUGUCUUAUAAUCCUAGUUAACCUCUUGGCUUUUGGAGUGAUUAUAUACAAAGUAUUUCGACACACUUCAAUGUUAAAACCAGAAGUUAGUUGCUAUGAAAACAUAAGGUCAUGUGCCCGGGGUGCCCUGGCCCUCUUGUUCCUGCUUGGUGCUACCUGGAUCUUCGGCGUUCUCCACGUCGUCCAGGGGUCAGUGGUGACGGCGUACCUUUUCACCAUAUGCAACGCAUUUCAGGGGAUGUUCAUCUUCCUAUUCCUAUGUGUGUUAUCUCGAAAAAUCCAAGAAGAAUACUAUAGGUUAUUCAAAAAUGUACCUUGCUGUUUUGGAUGUUUACGGUAAACACAAGGGAAGAUGCAGAAAGAACCUAUUGUAGGGAAGCAAAGACUGCCGACUAAUAGUAUCAAGACAAGCAAUAUUGCCAAAAUAUGGAAUGACCUAUUGAAUGGUUAAACCUUAUGACUCAAUCACUUUCUCUACAGCCUAGGAACUGUAGUUAGAUGAGCAAAUCACGUUUAAUAUACUUACUGUAUCUAUACUGUACACUCUUCCAAGUCAUAGGUUUUCAAGCAGGGUAUUGCAUAGAAGUGGAAAGAAAUUGAAUUCUUAAUAGAGCUAUAGCUGUUUCCAAGCUCAGAUAUUAGUUCUAACAUGAGAAAUAUUCUGAAUAUCAUAAAAGAACCAACUGAUAUAUACAUUUUUUCAAAUCAUUUUGCCUUUUGAAAUGUUACCCCCUGCCUUCCGUGGUAACGAGCUUCUUUACAUAAAGUGGACUAUUAUAGGAAGAAUGAAGAGGGACCGAAUCAGAAUAUUAAAAGAAAAUGACUUUGCAACACAAUUCUCCCCUUUGAAAACUUUGACAUAUAAAAUAAAUGAGAGAUUCUGAAAGCAAAUAAAUAAUUGUAGAAAGUCUUUGCGAACUGUCGGUCUUGCAUGAAGUAGAAUUUCUGAGGAAAACAGCUUAAGCCACUUCGAUAAAUGGUUUUUCUUCUGUGAAUGCUUUGACAGGGGCUUGGUUCCUUUUUAAAUUCACAGUUAAACUGCAGGUGCACUUCACUGUUAUUCACUGCUGUGACUUCAGGUGUUUAAGCCAACAAAAUAAAUGUUGGAAAAGUUUGUAAUUUUAUAAAAUGUUUGAAAUUCUGCCCUUCUUUGUCAAAGUCAAAUUGCAGAAUGUGCCUUUCAGUGUAGGAACAUUAUACAAGCAGAUAUAUAGGAAACAGAUAUUUUGUAUUCUACUAGUUUUUUUAAUCUUUUUUAUUGCAGUGAAUACACACUAAUUUGGUGGGUUGGUCAGGGAGGAGUUUGUACUUUACUUCUUUGGUGCUCUAAAUGCCAUAGAGCUUAUUACCAGACUUCUUUUUAAAUUUCUGUACUCUGUGUGAGAAACCAUUGUAAAUAUGUAGCUGUUCAUAAAUGGAAAAUUUGUCUUUUCUGUUUAAAAAAAUGCACCUUUUAAAAAUGUGUUAUUUAUAACAAAGAAAGGAGGAGUUCUUCAGUUUUCUCUGUUUCACCUGGCUAUAGAGGUCUUAUUAUUUUAUAGAAUAUGUCCAGCUAAAUAUACUGUCUGUAGCUGCUUAAAAGUUUCUCAUUGAAAAACAUUUGGCAAUAUUGCCUGUUUUUUUCUAAAAGUAAUUAUUGUUGUGCCCCUGAAUGAAAGAAGUGUUUAUACAAGAAAGAUUCAGCUUUAGAUUUUCAAAGUAUUGUCAUUAUUUCAUUUUGGUAUUUUUUAAAUGAAGUUUCAAAUGAAAAAGCACCCCAUCUCCAAUAAACUUAU
Messenger RNA from Tachyglossus aculeatus (Australian echidna), 3781 nucleotides. It is a transcript of the gene ADGRL4, whose product is annotated as adhesion G protein-coupled receptor L4. Lineage: Eukaryota; Metazoa; Chordata; Mammalia; Monotremata; Tachyglossidae. Gene Ontology annotation, biological process: cell surface receptor signaling pathway; adenylate cyclase-activating G protein-coupled receptor signaling pathway. The transcript is spliced from 16 exons. Gene Ontology annotation, molecular function: calcium ion binding; G protein-coupled receptor activity. Bases 124 to 2346 code for a protein of 740 amino acids. Gene Ontology annotation, cellular component: membrane. The record is from RefSeq and is a predicted model, not a curated record.